AUGGAGAAGAACCAAAACCCUAAUACCUGGUCGGAGCUUCCUCUAGAUCUCUUGAACUUAGUUUUCAAACGCCUCAGUUUUGCUAAUUUUCGACGAGCGAAAUCGGUGUGUUCGUCUUGGUACUCUGCUUCGAAACAAUGCGUGCCCAAAAAUCAGAUCCCUUGGCUGAUGCUCUUCCCCAAAGACAAAAACAGCAAUUCAUGCACGUUUUUCAAUCCCGAGGACAAAGAUUUUUUAUACAAAACGCAAGAUCUUGGUGUGGAAUUUGCCAAGAGUGUUUGUAUAGCAACCUACGGAAGUUGGCUUCUUAUGCAAGAUUCAAAGUAUAAUUUAUACAUUUUGAAUCCAUUCACCAAAGAGAGUAUCGAUCUUCCGGCUGUGGAAUCACAACAACCUGCCAUGGUAAAGGUUGAACGAACCAUAGAUGAUGAUUUUAUCACUUUCGGCGAUCACAACCACGUUAAGUUAUUUAAAGGUAAUAAUACCGUACGUACCCCUGUGUUUUGGAUUGACGAGAAAACCAAAGAUUACAUAGCUCUGUGGGGGCUUGGAUAUUGGUGUGUGGUUUAUGCGAAGAAAGGAGAUAAGUUGUGGAAUCAAAUUCCAGAAAUUAUUUUAGAUUCUCUUGACAUGGUUUACAAGGAUCACAAGCUUUACUCAUUUAGCUACAGAGAGCUUUUCACAAUCUUAGAUUUUUCUGGAGAGAUUCCUCGACAGACCUUUCAACGUUUUAUGCAUGUGUAUAGAUUUGAGUGGUUAAGUCCUCGUAGUCGUCAACUAAGUAAUUCAUGGUGCCUUGCUGAGACAAAACUUGUAGUCACAGUAACCGGGGAUGCCCUCUUGGUUGAAAGAAUGUUAAGACCUAGGUCUAGAAUCCAGUCAUUCAACGUCUACAAGUUUUAUUCGUCAGGGAAUUUUUUUGAUAAAUAUGAACUUGCAGAUUCUUUGGGCGACGAGGCAAUGCUUUUGGAUCUAGGCAUCACUGUGCUCGCCAAUGAAGUUGAGGGACUCAAUAGAAAUGAAGCAGUCCGUCCUCGCUCUACAUGACCGAGUCGGUCAAGCACAGUUGCGUUUAGUGAAUAGGGUCUCUGCUAGGUGGGUUCAAUCCAAUUACGGUAAAGAUGGAAGAAACGAGCAGACCGUGUUGGAUACAUCAUCUUCGGUGGCAGUGGAUGACGCAGCACUAGAAGAUAUGAUGAAGCUUGUUAGCAUCUUCGUGGAUGCUAAUCGUUUAAGGAUGAAAGUGAUCACGGGUCUUGUCAAACUUAUGAACGAUUCACAAGCGGCUCAAUAUCUUGAAUCUUUAUGCAAGUUUUUUCCUGGGUUUACGCUAUAGGUUUUUAGUUUAGUUAUUUAUGAUAUUCCUAGGUUGAUGAUGUUUUCUUAUUCAGAGUUCAGAGAGUAUUUGUCUCAACUCUUUCGAAUCUAUUAUAAUAACGAAACCAUCUGGUUAUUUUCUCUACAAUUGUGAACAUGGAUGUGUAAAACGUCAAACACAAUCGUUAUAUUUGUCCUUUCCGUUUGCAUAUGACUUAUAAAUUUUGAUAUAGUAUCGUACUC
Arabidopsis lyrata subsp. lyrata is the source of this 1560-nucleotide messenger RNA. RefSeq names its product putative F-box protein At4g22660. Gene Ontology annotation, molecular function: protein binding. NCBI's taxonomy places the organism in Eukaryota, Viridiplantae, Streptophyta, Magnoliopsida, Brassicales, Brassicaceae. The record is from RefSeq and is a predicted model, not a curated record. Bases 1 to 1047 code for a protein of 348 amino acids. The transcript has a single exon.